UUGACUGUUACCCACGUGACUUUCAGCUAAUCCUGGAAAGCUAACAGCUAGCCGAGCUAAUCCGGCUGAUUGAGGGUGCGAAACUGUCCAGAAAUCUUUGAGUUUAGUCUUUUAGGCCGUAGCUGUGUAGCGAUAACAUGUCCGGGAGCUGUAAGACUCUGCUGGUUCUACUGCGGCGGUGUGUCGCAGUGAACAAGCUGCCUGUUACGGCAGCGAUCAAAACAAGAAGCGGCGUGCUGUCGGAGUUCAGGUGGAGCCACAUCCAGCAGCGAGCAUGGACGUCUGAUAGAACCACGGUCUGUCUGCGGACACUCAGUCAGCUUCUGCCCGUCCUGACAAGCACCCAGCACCGCUUCUGCACCAAGGCAGGGUCACCGUGCGAAGAUGAAUACCCUCCUCUGCCGGACUAUCAAGCCGAUUCACAGUCAGAAACCAAAGAGGUGUACAUCGUGCAGGUGAAGGGUCUUCCCUGGUCCUGCACAGCACAGGACCUCCUGCAGUUCUUCUCAGACUGCAGGAUCCAUGAUGGGGAGAAGGGGAUCCACCUGACGUUGGACAGGGUGGGCAGGCCAUCAGGACGCGCCUUCAUUGAGAUGGAGCACGAAGAGGAUGUCAGCAAGGCUCUGGAGAAGCACAGACAGUACCUUGGUCCACGUUAUGUUGAAGUAUAUGAAGUGACGAACUGCGACGCUGAGGUCAUCCUGAACAAAGCAGCCGCGACUGGAGCAGAGGAUGGGGUGGUGCUGCUCAGAGGGCUCCCCUUCUCCUGCACCGAGGACGACAUCGCUCACUUCUUUUCAGAUUUGAAUAUAGCUGAAAACGGGAUCACCAUCAUCACAAACUCCAGGGGAAAAAACUCCGGGGAAGCAUUUGUGCAGUUUUCCUCUCAGGAGGAAGCAGAUAAAGCUCUGCAGAAAGACAGAGAGCUCAUUGGACACAGAUAUAUCGAGGUGUUUCCCAGCAACAGGGACAACAUCCAGGCUGCCAGGAGGAGGACAAGGAUGAGUUUAAAUCCAUCCCAGUCAGCCAGCAGGAGACCAGUUCCUGACUCCCACACCAACCACAGAGGUGGUUCCUAUCAAAUCUCAGAUGCGUCAACGCAUUACAUCCAUAUGAGGGGACUUCCCUUCCAGGUUUCUGGAGAAGACAUCGUGAAGUUCUUCUCUCCUCUCGUCGUGUCGAAGAUCCUGGUUGAAUUUAGACCUGAUGGUAGGCCGAGCGGAGAGGCCGACGUCUACUUCAGCUGCCACAGGGACGCAUUGGACGCCAUGUCCAGGGACCGCAUGAACAUGGGACACAGAUACAUCGAGUUGUUCCUGAACUCUGUGCCAGACUCUGACUGACGGUGAGGAAAUCCAGACCCAUCCAGAAGCUCUAUGUCUUCAGUCUCUCUCUUUGGGAGCAGCAUGAACCAUCCAAUGUGCUCAAAAUAACUGACUGAACGUUUAUUUUUUUUUUUUUAGGCCAAUGUCGACACACAAAACUUGGAAUUGAUGAUCAGGAUCAUAUUUAUUCAUUAAACAAUAAAAUAUAAGUCAAACA
Messenger RNA from Girardinichthys multiradiatus, 1542 nucleotides. It is a transcript of the gene grsf1, whose product is annotated as G-rich RNA sequence binding factor 1. Lineage: Eukaryota; Metazoa; Chordata; Actinopteri; Cyprinodontiformes; Goodeidae. The record is from RefSeq and is a predicted model, not a curated record. The transcript is spliced from 9 exons. Gene Ontology annotation, biological process: regulation of RNA splicing. The coding region runs from base 138 to 1343 and encodes 401 amino acids. Gene Ontology annotation, cellular component: nucleoplasm; ribonucleoprotein complex. Gene Ontology annotation, molecular function: RNA binding.